Messenger RNA from Salvia miltiorrhiza (redroot sage), 2254 nucleotides. RefSeq lists its product as uncharacterized. Gene Ontology annotation, molecular function: protein binding. Bases 974 to 2152 code for a protein of 392 amino acids. The record is from RefSeq and is a predicted model, not a curated record. The transcript has 6 exons. Gene Ontology annotation, cellular component: NuA4 histone acetyltransferase complex. NCBI's taxonomy places the organism in Eukaryota, Viridiplantae, Streptophyta, Magnoliopsida, Lamiales, Lamiaceae.
UGUGGGGCACGUGGGAGGAUCUUAUUUUGGGUGGCGCCGUUGUGAGGCACGGAACGGGCGAUUGGAACGUCGUCGCUUCGGAGCUUCGUGCGCGCACCCUUUAUCCCUAUGCCUUUACUGCUCAGUUGUACGACGUCGUAUGACACAUUUGAAGUUUUGAACAAGAGGUCUAGGAUAGCAGCAAUGCAGCAUUUGAUGGAACCACACAUAAAUGGCUAUUACUACUACUCAAAGACUUGAAGACUUGUCAAUAACCACAUAGUUUUUUGGACUCUGUUUUGACUGGACAAUAGAGGAUCGAUAUGGUCAAGAAUAUAUUAGUACGCUCUAGUUACAAUUUAUGUGAUAACAAAAUGAGGUAAUAUUAAUGGUUGUCUCUCUACAAAUUUGUCAUUUCUGUGGUUGUAAAAGAUGGCACAUGUCCCUAUCCCCGAUUUGUAGUUUUGCAUUUGAAAUUGGAUUAUUUGUCUUUUGGGUGAGUCAUGUUAAUGGCGAAAGCUUGAUUCUUGGUUAGUGAACUUGUUCACUUGUGGUAUGCCUAAUAUUGAUUAGCUGAAACAAAACCUUUUUCAUCCGACCUAUUUUCCAUUAUUGAUUCACAAGCUUAGAAUUAGAGAUCACAAGAAAAAUGUUGAACAAAUACACUUAGGUUUCAUGUUGUGCACCUAUGGAUGUUCGUAUACCUUACUCCUUAUUGUUACGGAUUUGUCUGCAUUCUGCCACUAAAAGCUGCAAGAUGCAGAUUGUGAUAUCUAAUGUAUAUCUGAUUUAGUUCAGUUACAUGUUACAAAGUUUAUCUAGGAUUUGGGACAGCCAAGAGAUUUUGGGUUCAAUAAAUUUUCAUCAUGAGUUCCGGAAGAAUAUGGCUUCUGGAAAAUGAAAUACAAGGAAGGCUUGUAAAGAAAGGUACGAGGACCUACAAAAAUGUUAUUCGGGAUCCACGGCUUGGUUUGAAGAGCUGAGAAAGCGUCGUAUGGCAGAGCUCAAGCGAGAACUGGUUAAAUCUGAAAACUCAAUAGGAUCUCUUGAGUCAAAGAUCAAAUCACUGGAGGGGAAGAAACAACGCUCCAAACAAGGUGAUUACGGUUUGAGCGAGACCGAAUCACCUCUACCCGCAUUGGAUUCAGAAGCCACAGAGUCAAUCAGCAGACAGACAUCAAAUGGUGAAAACUCUGUUGGCAGCUUCACAAAAGAAACGAGCACGAGGGCAAGCUGGUUGUGUGACCGUCAGCCUCAAGCAGUGGAGACAGAGACAGAGACAAAGCCCAGCACUUCUGCCUGUUCCGAGCAGGGAAAGGAUUCAAGCAUUGAGAAGUUCCCUGAGGUCGGCUAUGAGCACGGGGUCAUCAUUAGGAAGAAACGAGGUCAGAGAAAGAGAAAGGACUGCAGUCGAGCUGUCAAAGAAAGAAGUGUGGGUGAGAGCGACAACUUAGGUUCUUCCAAUUCUGUUUCAACUGCAAACAAGGAAACAUCAACCAACGAAUGUAAGAGAACGAGAAUCCCCGGUUCCAAUGCCACCAGAAGAGAGAGCUUGAUCGAAAUAUUCGAAUCCGUUGCGCAGAGUGAACCAGCAGCAGUCUUCAGACAUCGAAUGGACAGUCAGAAACGAGCGCGAUACAGAAGAGUGAUCAGGCAGCACAUGGAUAUUGGCACGAUAAAAUCAAGAAUCAUCGGUCAGUCAAUAAAAUCAGCAAAAGAGCUCUUCCGCGACUUGCUGCUGCUGGCAAACAACGCGCUGGUGUUUUACUCGAGACGCACACGGGAGUACAAGGCGGCAAUCACUCUCAGGCAGCUAGUGAUGAGAGAUUACAAGCUGCAUUGCAGAGGGUAUUGCCAUGAAGCCACGUCGGCCUUCAUUUCGUGCAAUCCUCCGGUGAGACCACGGACAGCUCGUCCCCGCCCUCACCCUCGUCCUCCACCGUGCAAAGACAAGGAGGCCGCCUCGGAGAAACCUUCGAAACCGGAGAAUGCUGUUCGUACCACUCCGGUGGGAUUGGGAAAACAAUGUGAUUCCGGUCGCAGUGUGUUGAAGCAAUCCUUGUUGAAGGCUAAGAAAGGAUUGAAGAGACCUGCCAAGUUGAAAUCUGAAUUAGGUACUGAUCCACCUCGUAAAAAUACACCUGUAAAACAAAGGAAAAGAAUUAGGAGAUGACUGUGUUAUUUCAAUCAAUACAAUAAAAAUCUGUGUAAGAGGAAAAAAGAAAUUAUUUUUUAUGUAGACUUUCUUCUAUAGUAUUAUCUUUCGUUUGAGAAA